CCAGCCUGUGGCCCUUUGCGCCGCCCGCCGCCUCACACCCUGCCAGGGGGAGCUCCCUGGCGCUGGUUAUUUUGCGCCCACCCCAGGGAAGAAGGACGCUGGCUCUUUUGGUAGGAUAUCUAAAGAGGAUUUCCUUGCGCUGGACUGUUUAGCUCAUCUGUCUUAUUAACAGCUGGAGUCUCAACUUCACAAAGGCCCGGGAUAAUCUGCUCCUUUCUGCCUCUUCGGCCUGGGCUGCUGAACCAAAUAAUUUAUUACUUACCCAUACUGAGGUCUUUUCUUUCCUCCUCUCCCCAUGUAUUAGUCUUGGGUUCAGAGUUACCUUCCUCUCUUAUUCUCAUUUGCCCUCUGACAUCAAAACACUGGAAGGGCCAUGGGCUGCUUUUGUGCUGUUCCAGAGGAAUUUUAUUGUGAAGUUCUGCUUCUGGAUGAAUCCAAGUUGACCUUAACCACCCAACAGCAGGGGAUAAAGAAGUCAACGAAAGGGUCGGUUGUCCUAGGCUACGUAUUCCAGCAUUUAAACCUUGUGGAGAUAGAUUACUUUGGACUGCGUUACUGUGACAGAAGUCACCAGACGUACUGGCUGGAUCCUGCAAAGACACUUACAGAACAUAAGGAGCUCAUAAACACUGGGCCACCUUACACUCUUUACUUUGGAGUUAAAUUUUAUGCAGAAGAUCCAUGCAAGUUAAAGGAAGAAAUCACCAGAUAUCAGUUUUUUCUACAAGUGAAGCAAGAUGUUUUGCAGGGCCGCUUGCCUUGUCCUGUCAACAUUGCUGCCCAGCUGGGAGCUUAUGCAAUACAAGCUGAGCUUGGAGACUAUGACCCAUACAAGCAUACUGCAGGUUACGUUUCAGAAUACCGCUUUGUUCCAGACCAGAAGGAAGAACUAGAAGAUGCUAUAGAACGGAUACAUAAAACGCUCAUGGGCCAAGUUCCAGCUGAGGCUGAAUUGAAUUACCUAGGAGUGGCGAAGACUCUUGAAAUGUAUGGAGUUGACCUUCAUCCUGUUUAUGGUGAAAACAGAUCUGAGUAUUUUCUAGGAUUAACUCCGGUAGGAGUGGUUGUGUACAAGAAUAAAAAGCAAGUGGGAAAGUAUUUCUGGCCUAGAAUUACAAAGAUCCAUUUCAAAGAAGCUCAAUUUGAACUGAGAGUUCUGGGGAAAGAUUGUAAUGAAACUUCCUUCUUCUUUGAAGCGCACAGCAAAACUGCAUGCAAACAUUUGUGGAAAUGCUGUGUAGAACAGCAUACAUUCUUUAGAAUGCCAGAAAAUGAGGCGAACUCUCUAACAAGAAAACUUGGCAAACUAGGCACUCUAGGCUAUAAACAUCGGUAUAGUGGGAAGACAGCUUUGCAAAUGAACAGAGACCUUUCUGUCCACCUUCCUCGACCUGGCCAAACAGUUGAAAGAAGUCGUAGUAAGACGUAUCCAAAAAGAACAUCAAAAACACAACCAGUGGGCUCACAUUGUACAAACCAGGGAGUUACACACAGAGGAACUGGGGAAAAUGAAGGAACUACCAAAAUCAUUGCUCCCUCACCAAUAAAAAGUUACAAAAAGUCAAGGAAUGAAAGCAGCCCUGAAACCCAAAGAAGCAAAACCAGUGCACCAUGGGAAGAAAACUCCCCACAGAGUGGACUAUAUAAUUCUCCUAAUGACCGCAACAGAUCACCGAAGUUCCCUUAUUCACGAAGGAGACACCCUUCAGGUGGAAGUGAAAAUGAACCCGGGCAGCCACAUAGAAGAAGAUCCCGAUCCCGAUGUAAUACCAGCAGCGGUAGUGAAUCAGAAAAUUCUAACAGGGAACAUCGGAAGAAGAGACACAGGAUACGGCAGGAGAAUGACAUGGUUGAUUCAGCUCCUCAGUGGGAAGCAGUACUAAGGCGGCAGAAGGAGAAGAACCAAACUGAUCCCAACCACCGGCGAUCCAAGCAUAGAUCUCGAUCGAGAAGUCCAGAUGUGCAAGCAAAGGAAGAAUUAUGGAAACACAUUCAAAAAGAACUUGUUGAUCCAUCUGGUCUAUCUGAAGAACAAUUACGAGAGAUACCAUAUACUAAAAUAGAGACUCAAGGUGACCCUGUUCGCAUUAGGCAUUCACAUUCCCCUCGAAGCUAUCGCCAGUACCGACGUUCCCAGUGCUCUGAUGGAGAGAGAUCUGUUCUGUCAGAAGUGAACUCAAAAACGGACCUGGUACCUCCAUUACCUGUAACUCAUUCCUCAGAUUCUCAGUGUGCCAGUAUUACUGUAUCUCAUCAGAGGCAUAACGGAUCUAAAGACAGCUUGCUAGAAGAAAAGGCACAGACAUCCAUCAACAACUUGGAUGGAAGGCAUAGCACUAAGACUGUAAAAACUGUACAAGCAUCACGGGUUAAGAUAGAGAGCUGACUGGUACAAAAAGACUACAAGUUGAUGUUGCAUCCUGAAACUGCAAACUCCAAAUACAUCAGUCAAGUGGACAUUGGCCUAAUGAAAAGCAAAAAUAUAAACUAUCUUAUCUUUAAAAACAUUUUUAAUCUCACCCUGAUUGCAUUGGAGGCGGCACUGAAAUGACCAGCUUUUUGAACAAAAAUGCAACUGUUGAUAUAUGGAGAAAGACCUAUGGCAAUGCCUUCCCAUAAAGCAGUAGUUACCAACUAUUCCUUUUCUAGACAAAAUACAGCUAAUUAUAAUAAUGGACAGACAGUAUCCUGGGAGACAUAUUUGAUAUCAGGAGUGGAAGUAUUAAUAAAAGGUCAAUGCGCUUGCCAAAUGUGCAAUAGUGGUUGUUCUUCACAAUGAGGGCUGUAAUUCAUAUACCUAUACUUGCGUAUCAUUUCAUACACCAUUCUUGUUGACAGCAAUGUUUAAUAUUUUAUUAGAAUGCGACCAAAUCUACAUCAAAUGCAUCGUAUAAAGUAUUUGUUUAUCAAAACAGGCUUCCUUUCAGAUUUUACAUCUUGUUUUCUAGUUGUCAGUGACUCUUCAUAACUCAUGCUUUUUGUUAAAUCAUUGCAAUGACUGGAAAGAAACACAUCUGCGUGGAGGGGAAAAUAAAUUGCUACUCCUGACUUACUAGCUUUUUCACAAAUACUGUAGAAUUAUUUUUUGUGUACUGGAUCACUUAUGAAGAAGAAAUAGUCAUCUAGCUAAAUGUUCCUGGAAGCCUCCAGGAGUGGAAAUUAAUCUUUUGAGUCCUGCUCCCUCUCAUCUUCUAACAUGCAAAACCUCACUUUUUAUCAAACUAGAAGUGGACUUCCAACCAACUUCAGUUACUGCACACACCCACACCCACUUCUUAGGGACUUGGUUAAGAACAUUAACGUGCCUAUUUUAAUAAGACUGUUAUAUGGCUAGAAAUUUCAAGAUGAACACAAGGAACUGAUUUUUUGCUUCACUUUUUUCAUAUAUAACAUCUUUUUAUGUACUGAAUCAUUUAUGAAGGCGAAAUAGAUAUCUAGCAAUUUUUUUCUGUCUUGAAAUCACAAUUCUUUCAGAAUAUGUGAACAUCAAUACCUAUGUUCCUCCACAGGAAACAAUUUGUCACCAUUGAUUUCCAUUUAUCCAUGUCAGAAGUUCCAUGCAGUUGCUGCACUGCCUAACCCCUAGAUGUCAUAGCCAGUGGUGAUGGAUGAUGAGAGUUGCACUCCAACAUCUGGAAGGCAGCAUAAUCCCCACCCUUGCUCUGUGUUAUGUUGAACUCAUUGCUGAUCUGUUUCAUCAAUAAUUCUUACUCAGAUUCUAGCUCAGUCAGGAGCGAAGGUAUAAUCUGAUGCUGAAUCAGAAUUUGGGUCACUUAACUGUAGACAUCCAUAUAAUGACAUAGACAUGCUUUUGUAUAACAGAUUGAAAAAUGUUACCAUCAUUAUCUGUAGCUGAAUGGGGAAUAAAACAACUAAGUAGCAUGUACGUCUUCAACUCAUGGGUCAUAGUCCUUAUGGUGUUUCCUUGCCUUUUUCUUUCAGCUACUUUUCACUUAAAUUUCUUCCCUUCGAGACUGCCUACUUUGCUUGAUUCUACUACAAUGAAGAAUAUAAUUAGCUUGUGUUACCCCUCAUUCCAGUAGCUGAGUCUUCAAAUCAGACAUCGGAACCUAGACUCCCUCUAGUGUAGGGGUCUCCAAACCUUUCAGUAUGAGGGCCACAUGUAUUUUACACAUUUUCGAGCCAAAGGAAAAAGUAAGUUUUAUAAUGAAUGAACAACAAAUGGGUUUCCCCAAGAGGGUUUACGCAGGACUCACCGCCUUCCCAGGGCUGGUCCAAAGCAGAACUAGUGGAGCAGCAGCAAGGGCAUAGGAAGAGGAGGAAAAGAGGAACCCAAAUGAUCCCCCACCCCUGCUGUCUUUGCAAAGACAGUGGGGAUCACUUCAUCCCCAUCUCUAGUCCCUACCAAUUCAUUCUAGGCAGCUGUGGACCCGUAGCAUACCGACUGGGCCAGGUAAGAAGGCAAGGCAGGCUGGAUGUGGCCCGCGGGCCAUAGUUUGGAGACCUCUGCUCUACUGAGUUGAGACAAUCCAGAGUUCUGUCUGGCUUCUACUUUCAUUCUGUUCAAUUUGUUGCUUGUUUCACCACUACCUUUUCUUAUUUUUCUCUCCUCCCCCUUCUACUUGCAAAAGGAAGUUCUAGGCCUGUCCAUCAACUCAAAUCAGCCUGAUCAUGGAGGAGACUGAGUAGCAAGUCUCUCACUUCUCCCCUCUGAAAAUUAUCCACAUUCAGAUGAAUUCAGGGCAACAUCUUGUAGAAUCCCAUGAGGUGGCACUCAAGGACAGGAGAUCAUCUUAUUGCCCAGAAUAAGAAAUGAAGACGUUUUUUCCUUUCAUAUUAAGAUGAUAAAAGAUGGUACAGAUAUAAUCCUUUCAUUUGCCUGAAUCAUACUUCAGAGAUAGAGAAUCUAGAAUUUAGAACACAAUUACUAAUCUUAGUAAAAAUAAUAGACCUGCAGCUCCCACCCCCGGAACUGUUUUUCUUUAGGCUUGUUACAUCCCCAACUAAGAAUUGUCCUUCUCCAUGGUAGAGAAAGCUACACUGAUGUUUACCGUAAGUCAUGCUGGAAGGACAUUCUUCCUCAUCUACACUGAGAAAAACUGGGGACAAAUUAUUUAUUCUUUGCUGCUUCACCCUGUUUGCUUACUUUUCCUAUUAAGAAUUAACGUCAUUUCCCCCUGGAUUUUGUGAAUGUCUUCAUAGUUGGUUGAACAGACUGGGAAGCCUGGAUUAUCACAACUCACUAGAGGGUGCUCCAGGUUGAGACAACUGAUUUGAGAAAUCCUACCCGUCAGAGCAAGUGCACAAGCGGCAAUUCAAAGAAUGUUCUCCUUCCAAUGUAGAGAAUGUAUGACUUACAGUGAGCAACAGUUUACUGAUUCACAAUGGACCAAAUACUUUCAUUACAUAACAUGCUCAAGUUUUUACUUAAGAGCAACAGCAUUUGUUCGUCCUGAUAAGUGUAUUAUUUACAAGGACAUUUUGAGGACACUGAGAAAUUCCUCAGUCAAUAUAGCUAACAACGCAGUAAGAAAAUCAGAUUUAGAUCCAGUUACUUCCUAUCCAGAUUCAUUUGACAGAAUGCUUUCCAUAAAUCUUUAAUUAACAGCUGCUGACCUUAAAAACAUCUAAAAUUGUAUAAAUCCUGAACACAGGAUAUGCAUCUGUGCCUGCAAUCUACACAAAACCUUACGAAACCAUGAAUAAGAGCACAAGAGAAAAGACAAGAUUCUUGUAGUACUCUAGUUCCACAUAUCUUUUUAAAUCCUGCCCCAUUCACUCUACAGGUUUAUGGUUGGUUUGUCUUCCAGGUACUCUAUUAAACACAUGCUCACACUUUCAAAACUUUGAUAAUUUCUAUUCUCAAUUUUCCAGCAUAUCUACUACCCACAUCAAAUACUUGUUCACUUUUCUGUAUUAAGUCCAACAAUUAUUUCUCAUCCUCUUUAAAGAACCUUAUGUAUAGUCUGAACAUAUCUAGUACAGCAAGUACUCUGUCAAUUAUUUUUCUUCUUUUUACAGCACAUAAUUAUGUGACAAAUGAUACUGAAAACUGACAUGUUUUAUAUAUAUAUAUAUUCCUACAACAGAAUCAAACGUGAGCACUAAUUGCACUGGUCUACAAUUUUUAGAAGUCAUCUCCUUCAGAGAUAAAAUGUGCUACUUAUUAUGCAUUUUGUUGUGCUGAAUUCAAAUACAAAAAUUAAACAACUGAUUGGCUAUGGUUUCCAAUAUAUUUAAGUGUUUACAUUUCACAUCUAUGUAUAUUGUGUAGACAAGUAGCUUUUUAAUCAUAAAUUGCAAACCUAGGUCUUUUCAUGUGUUUGUGGUUGUUUCACAUGAUUAUUUCAGCUGUCCUGUUUAUAUAGAACUUUAAAAAUCAGCAAAAGGGUUAUAUAAAUUAAAUUUAUUAUGAAACAAAGACAAAAAACUAUUAUGUACAUAGUUUAGUCCCAUUCAGUGCUUUUUGGCUUGCCUCUUCUAUUUAUUUGUUUGAUUUGUAUACUGCCCAUCUGGCAGCCAAGGCAAUUCUGGGCGGUUUACAACAAAUUUACA
Pogona vitticeps (central bearded dragon) is the source of this 6516-nucleotide messenger RNA. The record is from RefSeq and is a predicted model, not a curated record. Lineage: Eukaryota; Metazoa; Chordata; Lepidosauria; Squamata; Agamidae.